Teleopsis dalmanni is the source of this 1966-nucleotide messenger RNA. RefSeq names its product arf-GAP with coiled-coil, ANK repeat and PH domain-containing protein 1-like. NCBI's taxonomy places the organism in Eukaryota, Metazoa, Arthropoda, Insecta, Diptera, Diopsidae. Bases 329 to 1747 code for a protein of 472 amino acids. Gene Ontology annotation, molecular function: protein binding; GTPase activator activity. The transcript is spliced from 5 exons. The record is from RefSeq and is a predicted model, not a curated record.
UAUCUAAAGAGACGUGUUGAUAGAUUCAUUGACAGACACAAAUAAAAAAAAAAACAUUUGUUCAAAUUUAGUUAUAAUAAAUAAUUUAAUUAUUUAAUUAAUGUUCUUUCUUUAGUAUUUGCGACUAAACCCAAAUUUUGAAAUGUGUUCUGUUUUAUCUUCCGACACAAUUUUGGAAUACGUUAAACUCAGUGGCGUAACUACAUUUAUUAGGCCCAUAAGCGAAUUAUAAUUAAUUUAAUAAUUAAUUAAUUAAUAAUUAAAGCGUUUCUGCUUUGAGGUUAUCUCACCAACAAAAUCUCACAUACUACAAGCUGAUUCGGCUGAUAUGCUUACACUAUGGAUUUCCGCUUUACAAAAGAGCAUAGGUGCAGCAAUACAACAUGAUAGUCAAAAUUCCAGACCACAUUCAUCGUUAGCGGCAAAUGCAUUAAAUUCCAAGCGAAAAAUACACUGGGAGCAAUUUUUAAAAAUACCAGGCAAUUCAAAGUGUUGUGAUUGUCGUGGCAUUGAUCCACGUUGGGCUUCCAUUAAUUUAGGCAUCACAUUGUGCAUUGAAUGUUCUGGUGUUCAUCGUAGUCUUGGCGUACAUUAUAGUAAAGUACGUUCACUCACGUUGGAUGCUUGGGAGACGGAAAAUGUGAAAGUCAUGAUGGAGUUGGGUAAUGAUGUUAUUAAUCGUAUAUAUGAAGCACGUAUUGGUGAACACUGUGAACUGAAAGUGCCGACAGAGAACUGUGAAAUCAGCGUAAGAGAGGCUUGGAUUAAGGCGAAAUAUGUAGAGAAACGUUUUGUUUGUGCAAUGCCUAAACCACAUGAGUUGCUUGCUAGUGAAACUGCAGAAAUACUAUCCAUUGAUAGUGGCGGCGGUGAAGGCAGUAGCAUACAUAAAUUAGAUACUACAAGUUUAUGUAAAACGUUAUCUUUAGGUGCGCGAAAAUGGGCAGUGAAAAAGUAUCGCAGACGUGGUCAUAGAAAACGCAAGCGUUCCAGUUCAAAAUCUGAUGAGGAUGAUGAUAAUGAAUCUCUAGAUAUACCUUCAAUGUCGUUGAGUAUAUCACGUGAAGACUUACUUGUUAUUGGCGAAGAAUUAACAACAGAGUGUCUUUCAAUGCCAGCUAUUCUUGGUUCAGAUCAAGAAUCUACAGAAGGCGAAAAUGAACCAGAAGUGCUGGAUGAAAUCCCAUUUUCGAAAUUAGAUGCAAAUCUUAUGUUGUAUAAAGCGUCAAAAGUACAUAAUUUGCCCGUCAUGUGCAUGGCUUUUGCUUUGGGUGCUAAUAAGCAUUGGAGAAAUGUGAGUGAUUUCAAUCGCACUUUUCUACAUCAAGCCGUUUUGUCUGGUUCAGUUAUGGCUUGCGAAUAUUUACUUCUAAAUGGUGUACCGAUUGACGCAGUCGAUGAUAAUGGUUUAAGUGCACUGCAUAUGUCUACAGAUAAAGGUUACAUCGCACAAGUGUAUUUACUAUUGAAACAUAAAGCAAAAUAUGACACUGAAUCAAACGAUGGUAAAAAACCUUUGGAUAUUGCAGUUGAUCAACGUAAUGCCGAUAUUGUCACACUUUUACGUCUGACGCGUCUUAACGAUGAAAUCGGACUUAACGACGAAGGUAACGGAGAAGAUGAAACUUACAAAGAUGUGAUGAAAGAUUUUUCGCACUUUGCAGCAAGUCAACCACGUAUGUUGCGAAAUCGUAAUGAUACAAAUACACUCGAAUCACAACGUUCCUCAUUAACGAAUUCAGAUUAGUUUUAACCAGCUGAAAUAGUAAAAUGUAUUAAAGAUCUGCAUAUCGUUGUUAGGCAAAGAAAAUAAAGCACUGAAAAUGAACAGGAAAUUAUUUGCAUAUAUACAUACGCCAGAGUGAUUGACGUUUAGUUUUAUUUAUAACUGCUUUAAAUAUAAAAUAAUUCAAUAAUUUUACAUGUUAUUGUAUGCUUCGAAAUCAUUCGUAUUGUUAAAUAUUGA